GCCGCGGCCGCCGCUGCGGGAGGGUUGGGGGAGGAGUUGGGAGUUUAGCGCAGACGCCGGAGUGCCAGGACAACGACCAUCCGGCCCUAGCCUGGCCGGGCGGGAGCCGGGAGCUUCCCUUUCUCAGAGCGGUCCGAAGGUGGCUCGCCGUCAGCGCCUGCUUCCGUCGACCUCGUCCUCCUCCCCGCUCCGGAGGAGCUGCGAGAUGUGGCGCCUCUGACUCCGCUUCUCCCCGCCCCUGUCACCGAGAGGGGGAACGAGCUCUCGCCCACUCGCCGGAGGAGACGGCCCUGGACUCCCAACCCCGCCGGCGAAACCAUGAGCUCCGUCCAGCAGCAGCCGCCGCCGCCGCGGAGGGUCACCAACGUGGGGUCCCUGCUGCUCACCCCGCAGGAGAACGAGUCCCUCUUCACUUUCCUCGGCAAGAAAUGUGUGACUAUGUCUUCAGCAGUGGUGCAGUUAUAUGCAGCAGAUCGGAACUGUAUGUGGUCAAAGAAGUGCAGUGGUGUUGCUUGUCUUGUUAAGGACAAUCCACAGAGAUCUUAUUUUUUAAGAAUAUUUGACAUUAAGGAUGGGAAACUAUUGUGGGAACAAGAGCUAUACAAUAACUUUGUAUAUAAUAGUCCUAGAGGAUAUUUUCAUACCUUUGCUGGAGAUACUUGUCAAGUUGCUCUUAAUUUUGCCAAUGAAGAAGAAGCAAAAAAAUUCCGAAAAGCAGUUACAGACCUGUUGGGCCGUCGACAAAGGAAAUCUGAGAAAAGACGAGAUCCCCCAAAUGGUCCUAAUCUACCCAUGGCUACAGUUGAUAUAAAAAAUCCAGAAAUCACAACAAAUAGAUUUUAUGGUCCACAAGUCAACAACAUCUCCCAUACCAAAGAAAAGAAGAAAGGAAAAGCUAAAAAGAAGAGAUUAACCAAGGCAGAUAUAGGAACACCAAGCAAUUUCCAGCACAUUGGACAUGUUGGUUGGGAUCCAAAUACAGGCUUUGAUCUGAAUAAUUUGGAUCCAGAAUUGAAGAAUCUUUUCGAUAUGUGUGGAAUCUCAGAGGCACAACUUAAAGACAGAGAAACAUCAAAAGUUAUAUAUGACUUUAUUGAAAAAACAGGAGGUGUUGAAGCUGUUAAAAAUGAACUGCGAAGGCAAGCACCACCACCUCCACCACCAUCAAGGGGAGGGCCACCUCCUCCUCCUCCCCCUCCACACAACUCAGGUCCUCCUCCUCCUCCUGCCAGGGGAAGAGGCGCUCCUCCCCCACCACCUUCAAGAGCUCCCACAGCUGCACCUCCACCACCGCCUCCUUCCAGGCCAAGUGUAGCAGUCCCUCCACCACCACCAAAUAGGAUGUACCCUCCUCCACCUCCAGCCCUUCCCUCCUCAGCACCUUCAGGGCCUCCACCACCACCUCCAUCUGUGUUGGGGGUAGGGCCAGUGGCACCACCCCCACCGCCUCCACCUCCACCUCCACCUGGGCCACCGCCCCCCGCUGGCCUGCCUUCUGAUGGGGACCAUCAGGUUCCAACUACUGCAGGAAACAAAGCAGCUCUUUUAGAUCAAAUUAGAGAGGGUGCUCAGCUAAAAAAAGUGGAGCAGAACAGUCGGCCAGUGUCCUGCUCUGGACGAGAUGCACUGUUAGACCAGAUACGACAGGGUAUCCAACUAAAGUCUGUGUCUGAUGGCCAAGAGUCUACACCACCAACACCUGCACCCACUUCAGGAAUUGUGGGUGCAUUAAUGGAAGUGAUGCAGAAAAGGAGCAAAGCCAUUCAUUCUUCAGAUGAAGAUGAAGAUGAAGAUGAUGAAGAAGAUUUUGAGGAUGAUGAUGAGUGGGAAGACUGAUCUAUAUAUUAUAUAUAUAUAUUUUUAAGGUGAAAUACUAAACACUACUUUCUGUCUGUGGAUUCUGUAAAAUCAUGUAAAUGUUCUACCAAUUUGCUGUAUAUUUUUGUUGCCUUUUUUGCUUUUUUUUAAUCUGUGCAAUACCUCAUUUAAUCUGUAAAGGUUUGUCGUAAUCCUCUACAAAGCUACUCCCUGUUAUUGUGUGCAAGUUUACACCAGGAUGCUCACUUGAUUUGUGAAUAUUUUUCAUUCCAUCAACAAGGGAGUUUAAAUACUAUAUGUGAGACUGACAAAAACCUUAAUGUAAUUUACUUAUAAUGCCAGAAGGAAAACACUAUUUUCAUACCCUACUUUUUCUGUACCUAAAUUUUCUUAAAAAGAAAUCUAGUAUAGCACUACAUUCUUUUUUAAGUGAUGCAAACCUUAGUUUCUUUAGCCCCUUUAUUUUGAAUACAAUGCUACAUAUGAAUGUUGAAGCUGAUACAUUGCACAGUUCUGUAGACAUCACUACACCCGAUGCAGUUUCUCAAAUUUUAGCAAUAUGCUCUACAUAAAAUCACUACAGAGAUACUAGUGGGGAAGACGAGUAACACACCUCUUACAGUAAUACUGCCUGUUAUUGGUAUAGCAGUGGUAUUUGCAGACUGGGAUCAUAAGGAGCCCUUGUAUACUUGUUAUUGACUGAGGUUAUUUUUAUGCUGUAGCAAAUGUGACAGGCUCUUUUUAGCAAAACUUUUGAAAAUUUUUUUGGUAUUACUCUGAAACAAAAUUUAAGUUGGAGUUUCGGGGAUUUAGGGAGUAGUUUUCAUUCUACAUGAACUGAAGUAAUAUUAUGGUAACUCCAAUAUUUGGUUAAAAAAACUAUACAAAUCAGAAUAGUACUAAAAUACUGUAGAAUUUUAGGAUUUUUAUUUUGCACUUUGUGUGGAUUGAGGUGUUCUGAAAUACCAACCAUAAAAAUGUAAUCGAGUUGGCAAAGGUAUGCGCUGAGACACGGAACCGAACAUGCAUUGAUUUGGAUAACUUUUGAGGGUUUUUGUCAAAUAGCAUGUGAAGGGUUACAUUUUUUUUAAAAGAUUGGUGGUCCCAAUGUCAAAUUUCUUGGAACACAUAACUGAAUGAUAGAUUUUUUUUUUUUAAGAUAAAACUUUACAACCUGCACAUUUGUUAUGCAUACUAAAUGGUGUGUUAAAAUUAGGGUUUCUUUGCCUCUCUACAGUACACUAAUCUGCCUAAAGGUGGUUGUUUCAUAUUUAUAAUGCUAAUUAUCAUACCUACCUACUUUAAAUUUUAGGUAGAAAAUUAUCUGAUUUAAAUACAGACAUAUUUUUCUCACAUUGAGUCAUAUGCAUAAUGUAGUUCCAAAUGUAUUUCAUUACUAUAGUCACAAUAUCCAACUAAAAAUUACGCUAUCUAGAAUUGUACCGACCAAAAUCUCGUAUUGGCAGAUCUUGACAGGCUGGACCUGCAAGAUGUGGCUUGAAUUUAACCAUUUAUUACAUAAUCUCUAGUGAUCAUGCAUCUAGUUAUCAUAAGAAAUAAUUUAAAAGGUUUUGUUGCUGAAAGCAGUAAGUGGUGCAGUAAAAUACUUAAGUUAUUCAAAGAAUGUUAUCUUUCUUGCAAGAGUAAUUUAAGCACAUGGGAAAGAGUCUAGACUUUUUGUUUCUUGCAACAACAGUGCCCUCUGCUGCUAGAAACCUUUUUCUACUUACUAUCAUUUUUAUUGUGGCUUGAGCUCAGUCAAUCUGGUGCAGAUGAGGCUGGACAACUACUAACCAAUAAAAUCAGGAGUUUGUACAAAAGUUAAAUGGGACAUUAUAAUUAAGUAAUGUUAAUUGAAAAAUUUUUUUCUUUUUGACAAUAUAAAAAUUUUUAAUUUCCUAGAAAUGUCUUCAAGGUAAUGCCAAUUUAAGAUCUCUCUUAACUUUUGGCCAAGAAAUUCUAGAUUUUCCAGCUGACUUUGGUAUAAUAUAUAUUUACAGGAACUUCUCUCAGCAGAGAGUACCCAUUCUUCGAGUUCAAAGCACAAUUUUAAACAUGUAAAAUGGAUGUAUAAUUUGCCAAAGGUAAUUGGUUUAUUCUUUUUUUCUUAAAGAAAAAAAGACAUUGGUUGUUGUUGCAAAAAGUCUAAAUUACUAUUUGUUGAAACACAGCAGCUGUGGAGUUCAGUCCAGGCAUGAAGAGUAAAUCUGCUUUACCAAGUAAGGUGUAAGGUUGCAUGUUUCAGUCCUCUACCAUCCUGCACCGUGAGCAGCACUAUACCUGUGCGUUGUCUGAAAGCCUUCCGUAUAUUCUCCAGCUAAGUGGUCGUCUGGUAGCCUUUGCAUUUAACAAACUAGCAUGAGGCUUUUUAUAUCUAAAUGCUACGUGAUAGACAAUUUCAGCUAGCCACAUAUUGUAUGUAUGAGAUUCAUAAAGACUUUCAAUCAUUUCAUUUUCAAACAACUGAAAUUUUGUUUAGUAUGUGAAUUCUUUUUUUGAAAUGUAUAGUGAAUAGGAUGUUGCACUGGUGGCAAUUCAUCAUGGAGCAUAAUAAAAUUAAUUCGACCCAAAUAG
Nomascus leucogenys (northern white-cheeked gibbon) is the source of this 4392-nucleotide messenger RNA. It is a transcript of the gene WASL, whose product is annotated as WASP like actin nucleation promoting factor. Gene Ontology annotation, biological process: actin filament organization. Gene Ontology annotation, molecular function: microtubule binding; actin binding. The record is from RefSeq and is a predicted model, not a curated record. NCBI's taxonomy places the organism in Eukaryota, Metazoa, Chordata, Mammalia, Primates, Hylobatidae. Gene Ontology annotation, cellular component: cytoplasm; nucleus; endoplasmic reticulum membrane.